AUGGGCGUCACCAACAAGCGAACCAUCACCAAGACCCGGCGCAAGACCAGAGACGUCGACCAGGUCAAGGCCGACCUCCUCUCGCCCAAGCACCUCAAGCAGUUCAUGGAGACCAAGGCCGCCGAGGACCUUCCUGGACUCGGCCGACACUACUGCACCGAGUGCUCCAAAUGGUUCGAUACGGACGCCACGCUGGUUGCGCAUCGCAAGGGAAAGCCUCACAAGAGAAGACUCAAGCAAAUCGCCGAGGGACCUUAUACUCACAAGGACGCCGAUGCUGCUAUAGGCCUUUGGACGGAUAAUGGCGACCGAAAGCGUACCGAUAUGGACAACGACGUGUCCAUGGAUCCCUGAGAUUCUUGUCCGAAUUCGAUGAUAUCCUCUUCAACGUAUAAUCGGCAUGCGCAUUAAGCAUGAUGGGUUUUCAGGCGUAUUUUGGUUGCAUUUGAUUCAGCUGGGAUGAUAUUUGGACGGCGUUGCGGGCGGCAAUCCUGGUAUACGAGCGUGUGUUCGAGGCGAAAACUUCAACUUCACCUGACUCCCCUACCGCGCGCCCUAGCAAGCCCACUAGGCCGGCUUCGACCAACUCCGCGGGUGGAUCUUCCUCUCGAUGAUGUUCCCCGACCAGGCGCUGAGGGAAGACGGGAUUGACGGGGCUCUGGUGUGGUGAAUCUGGACGACUUGGUUGUUGUGGGUGGGUUCUCGACGAAGGACGUAUCCGUUGUCCUAUGGAAUGGUUAAAAUUUGAAAAUGGGCGCGAUAUGGAGAGGACUUGCAUGAAUGUCAUAUCUGUGUCAGUCUCGGAUCGUGAAGGAGCCUCAGCGGGUUGCUCUUGUCUUGUCCUAUCUCGGCGGAACGACUCUGGGACAGGCCCCUGUAGGCAGUGUGAGCUCAUAUACCAGACACAUAAACUCUAGAUAGCCCCGGAGUAUAAGACCAAUAGACCUACCUCUGG
Molecule: messenger RNA, 955 nt
Organism: Fusarium vanettenii 77-13-4
Lineage: Eukaryota; Fungi; Ascomycota; Sordariomycetes; Hypocreales; Nectriaceae
Exons: 2
Coding region: 1-354 (117 amino acids)
Molecular function (GO): zinc ion binding; nucleic acid binding
Source: RefSeq, a predicted model, not a curated record